Molecule: messenger RNA, 4308 nt
Organism: Microdochium trichocladiopsis
Lineage: Eukaryota; Fungi; Ascomycota; Sordariomycetes; Xylariales; Microdochiaceae
Exons: 4
Coding region: 1-4308 (1435 amino acids)
Biological process (GO): protein localization to kinetochore; mitotic spindle assembly checkpoint signaling; mitotic sister chromatid biorientation
Source: RefSeq, a predicted model, not a curated record
AUGGCAGGACGAGCUGAGACAACAUUGCCCGCCACUAGACGCCCGCGCAAAUCCACGGGCCACUCGCCCGUCCGCAAGCGAAUCGAGAAGGAGAACAUCACCGUCGACAUGGCAAGCUCUCUGGCAGCCAACGCCGGUCGCAAGAAGCUGCGCAGCAAGAGUAUCGGUCCCGGCGGCCUGGACGGGCUCAAAUCCGCUGCUGGCAAUCGUCGCGUCUCGCUAGCUGCACCUUCAAAACCACCGCCACGGUCGAUAUUGAAACCCACCAUCCCAGUACUGCCCGAGAUACCACCUCAUAAGCCGCGCGGAAAAGGAGCCGACAAGAACCAUAAUGAUGCUGCCAGCACCUCCGGAACCAAGGUCGCUCUAAGGACCGAGGAAGAACAACAAGCAGCCGCGCGAGAACGAGAAGAGCGCGAGAAAGCUUUGGAGAAGGAGAAGGAAAUCAAGGAUCGCCGAGAAGCACGGCGGAAGUCUCUCGCGAAUCGACGAGUAUCUUUCGCGGCCGAAGCUACCCUUCACACCUUCCACGAAAUCGAGUACAUGCAAGACACCACCGCUUCGAGCAACUCAAAUCGCAGAGCCUCGUCUUCUGGGCAGCGCUCGCAGGGCCAAAAUGAGGACGAAGAGCUUCCCUCAACACCGCCCGAUCAGACCGAGGAUGUAGUACCGGGAUCACCAGACGACCAGCGCGAUAUGCACAAGAAGAGCCGGAGGAGUUCUGGGGCAGGACCUCUUACCUAUACGCACAAUGACGAGGACACGAUGGCUUCGACAGUCUAUAGUUCGGAUUCAGAGGCUACCGAAGGCGUCAUUGAGGCAGACGAUGUCGACUCCGAUUCAGGGAGCGACUCUGAUGCAGAUGGUGUUUCUGUCGAUCUGGAUGUCGAUGAGGUGACUGGUACAACUGUCGCUUCAUUGGCAUCUGCUAUGUCCAGGCACUCGGAUCUCACGACAGGAUCGACCGACACCUUGGAGGGAGCGCUGCGACUUGCGACAAACCGGGCUGUGACACAGACUCUCGACGAGGACGAGGAGAUCAUCCCGUCUUUCGGGUGGGUGAAAAAGCCCCAACCCAAACCUUCCACGUCGGCCGCGAAUCCUGCGGCGAAUGGCGCUUUACGGAACAAUGAAGACACUCUGGGCAAUGUCGACGCGACUAUGGAUCUCGGCUCCGAAAUGGAGCUCACCCGUCCUAUUGGUGGUAUUAUCGACAAAGACGACGACGCAGCAGAUGAGAGUUAUCUGGAUGAAGAGAUGUCCAUGGACGUGACCAGAGCUCUCGGGGGCAUCGUGUCUGGAGCAGGCUCGCUUCGCUCUCACGGCCAGGCGCCAGAGCCUGGCUCGCCCAUGAGCGAGGAGAAUGAUGAUGCAACAAUGGAGCUCACCAUGGCAGUCGGCGGCAUCAAGCACCAGCCUCGCCUCUCCGAGGGAGACCUUCUCGAAUUCGACGAUAACGAAGAAAUGUCCAUGGAGCUCACAACCGUGCUCGGGAAAGUGUUGCCUGGAAAGCGGAAAUCAUUACCUGGAAGGCGUCGAAUAAGCACUGCAAAUCAGGAAGACGCUACGAUGGACAUGACGAUGGACAUGACAACUGAUCUCGGCCGCAUUCUGCCUAACGACAACGACGAAGACGAACUUCUUGACGAAGCGACGGCCGAUAUGGAUAUGACCAUGGCUGUUGGCGGAAUCAUAUCCGAGCCGUCGCCGGCACGCUCAAGGAGUCAGGCAAAGCAUAUCAUGGAGCAGGAAGUCAACGAGGCCGACGUGGCAACGCCAGACAUCAGCUCCUCUGCGAAACGACGGUUAUCGGAGGCGGUCAACCCCCCCAAUGCCACGACGACCAAAUCACCGGGCCGUACUGCCCUCAACUCUCGUGCAUUUGGACAAAGUCUGCGCGCGCCACCGUCAUCCAGCCCUUUCAAAUCGUCCCCUUUCCGAGAUCACCCCACCAGCCCUAUAAAGCGAUCACCUCAAAAACCAGCUCAAGCGAAUACGCCUUCGAAAACUGCAUCGCCACGGAAAACACCCAGCCAGCCUUUGAAUACAAGUCGAUUCAUGAGUGGAUCUCCGAGGCGGACGCCUACAUCCAUCACCAAGCCAGGUCGGCCGUUGUCAGCCCAGAAGCCCACCUCAGCCUCUCGUAUCAUGUCUCCCCUGAUUGUUCUGACGCCACAGCAAAGGAGGCUUUCUGGACUCGGUGCUGACCGGGCUGGUCUGGGAUCUCCGAAAGUAGUUGCCAUGUUUGAGCGACGUGAGUCGCUCGGUCAGGCUGCCGAGACCUUCGUGCCUAGAGAAAGCAUAGGCGCUCAGCGUGGUGUCUCGUUUGCCGACCCUCAGCUCAUGGCUGAGGAGUUUGACAGAGAACUUCAAGAGACAGGCCCUACGGACGAGGACAAUAACACCGCAACACUGAGAGACAUGAUCGCAAGCAUGACGCCGAAGAAGAACCCCCUCAAUGGCCGCAAAAGUCUCGCGGUUGGCAGUGCAGCAGGUCUUCUUGGCAAGAGACCUCUGGAGCUUGAUGACGAUGAGGACGACGACGAAGAUUUCGAGCCGAUGGAUGGCGUCAAACGACUAAAGAAUCACCAGGGCAGUCCGGUAAAGAACAUCCGACUCAACGCGCCGCCAACAAAAGCUGAGACGUGGUCGAACUCUGUCAAUUCAACCAUGACUUUCUCGCCCAAGAAGAAAGUCCCCAUCACGACGUCCCCAAAGUCUCGGAAGUACUUGAAUUUUGUCGAAUCAGAUCUACCGACUGGCACGCUGAGUUUUGAGCACACUAUUCGCAUGGAAGAUGAGGAGGACCAAGAUAACGACGACGGGUCGCGCAUCCAUUUGCAGGACUUCCUCAACAUGACAAGUAUUCGGUUCAUAGAACUGACGACAACCAAAAGCCGGCCUACACAAGGUCCUCGGACGACUCGCGACAGUUUCGUCCCCAACAAAGAUGACGUCUCCCUAGAGAGGCGAGUGGUGGCUGGUGCUUGUACCGUCCCAAUGCUGGAGCUGUACCAACACUCGUGCCGCGAGCUCAAGAAGUACAUCUCAGAGGGUCGUAGGAUUAUCCGCGAGAUCGAGACCGAAACGCUCGAGGAAAACCCGCCUCUGUUCCAGGAGUAUAUGAACGCCACGCCUGACUUCAAGAUCAUCAUGGACAACCAGUUCAAGAACGUCAAAACUCAUGCCCGCCUCUUGAGCAAAGCGAUGUGGUAUGAGUGGCGCAGCCAGCUGCAGGAGGGCUUAAAGGAGGGUUUGAUCCGAAUUGGUGAAGGGAUGGACAAUGAUGAGAAACUGCUAAAUAAGGAGCAGAAGCUUCUUGACUCUGUCUUGCCUGGUCUCCAGAAGCAGCUUGAGACACUCGAAAGCGAGCAUCGAAACCUGCGUGUCGCCGCAGAUGAGCUCGCAGACGGUGAUCCGGAGGACCUGCAAGCUGCCCGUGACGAGCUUGAAGGCCUUGACGAGGACGUAGCCGCCAAGACUGCCAAAAUCGAAACCCUCAGGCUACAGCUGGCGGAGACCGAAGCGUCCAUCUCUGACUGCACGCAGCAGAGGACGCAGUGCAUUGCCGACAUUGAGCAAUCCGAGAAGAUUCGGGAAGAGUGCAGAGGCUGGACGUCCAGCGAGGUCAGCGUCUUGAAAGCCGAGGUUGACAACCUUGAGCGGGCCUAUGGCUGGACCAUUACUGGAAUUGCCGGCAGCACGGUGUCAAUGACAUAUCUCAAGGAAGUCGAGCUCGUGUUCGACAUGUCAGCGCUUGAAGGGCGCCAGCCCGCCGCGCAGGUGGAUCUUUGGUACAUCGCUGCAAACCGAGAGCUGUGCCCCAUCCCUUCGACACCAGACAGAGAGUUCUUCUUGCAGUGCAUUAGGGACUAUGUGCGUUCUGCUGUGCAGGGACGUACCCGCAUGAGCGAACUCUUGCCGAUCAUUAGUCGGUCGUGGGACAAGGCCAUCGAGGUGUCGCAUAAUUUGCGCAUACUGAACUCGACGUUCCCGACGACCAUCAGCCGCACAUCCGAUUCGUCUGUGCUGGUCCGAACCGUCUUGCUCAUUGCGCCGCUCCAGACCAAGGUCGAGAUAUCCUUGGACCUUCGCGGCAGAGGCACUGCGGACGGACUCGACGUCACCAUUACCCCUACGGCACGUGUCGUCUACGGCGAGCACUUCAAGGUGGACAAGGUUUCUGAUUAUCUGUCGACAAACCUGGGCACCAACCUGCUGUCCCAAAAGACGGCGGAUCAGGUCGGGUCGUGGAGUAAUGUUGUGGUCGACCUCCAUCAGCGUCUGCUUGCGCGUGGACGCAAGUGA